This is a messenger RNA of Halichondria panicea, 7821 nucleotides long. RefSeq names its product dipeptidase 1-like. Gene Ontology annotation, molecular function: metallodipeptidase activity. Gene Ontology annotation, biological process: proteolysis. The transcript has 13 exons. The coding region runs from base 77 to 1339 and encodes 420 amino acids. NCBI's taxonomy places the organism in Eukaryota, Metazoa, Porifera, Demospongiae, Suberitida, Halichondriidae. The record is from RefSeq and is a predicted model, not a curated record.
AGUAUGGGAGGGCGUGGCCAGACUACAUGUGAGGCGCUAGGCAGUAACAAAUCUCUCUAGCUGGACAAAAUACAACAUGAUGAAUGAAAAUGUGGAAGUUGCAGCACUCAUUCCAAAUCAAAGGAGAUACAAGAAAAAAUGUCGACGCCAAGCCUUUUGCAUUUCAUAUGUGCUACUGUGGGUCGUAUGUGCUUUUGUAGCAGUCAUCACAAUCGGUGUCGUGUACAAUUCCCUUCCAGAGGAUGCCUUAGCUCGAGCCAAUGCAUUGCUUACAACAAAUCCAGUCAUUGAUGGCCACAACGACUUGUCGUACGAGUUGAGGCAUCACUUUAAAAACCAGCUGAAUAAAGUUAACUUGAGAUUGAAUUCCUCUGUAAAUGGCUCAACAUGGCAAACUGACAUUCCAAGAUUAAAAGCUGGAAAACUUGGAGCCCAGUUUUGGUCUUCAUACAUGCCAUGUGCAACUCAAUAUAAAGAUGCAACCAGGACAUUCAUCGACCAAAUUGACGUUAUUAAGCUGUUUGUAAGGAACUAUUCCGAUACAUUUAUGUUUGCGACCAGUGUCGAUGAUAUUCAGACAGCAUAUGACAAAGGCCUUAUAGCUUCCUUGGUAGGAGUAGAAGGAGGUCAUGCCAUUGACAGCAGCCUGUCAACGCUCAGACAGCUGUACAGCCUUGGAGCUCGCUACCUCACACUAACACACAGCUGUAACAAUCCGUGGGCGCACAGUUCCGUUGAUGUUAAUGCAACAGAAGGUCUGAGUGACUUUGGAAAGGCAGUGGUACUAGAGAUGAACAGACUCGGGAUGUUAGUAGAUAUUUCUCAUGUGAAUGUCCCCACAAUGCAAGACGCCAUAGCAACAUCCACUGCUCCAGUGAUAUUCAGUCAUUCAUCUGCCAGAGCACUUUGUGACAAUCCCAGAAAUGUGCCGGAUGACAUUCUUGUCAAGUUGAAAACAAACAAUGGGAUAGUGAUGGUAAACUUCUUUGCACAGUUCAUAAAUUGCACUUCUCCAGAAGACGCAUCUCUAGAAGAUGUAGCUGAUCACAUUGACCACAUUAAAAUGAUAGCCGGAGUGGAUCACAUUGGUAUAGGAAGUGACUUUGAUGGCAUACCCAUGACACCUAAAGGGCUAGAGGAUGUCUCCAAGUACCCGUAUUUGUUCGCUGAAUUAAUUCGGCGUGGCUACACAGAUGAUGAAAUUAAAAAGAUAGCAAGAAAAAACUUGAUCCGUGUGCUCCAAGACGUGGAAAAGGUAAGGGAUAACCUUGCAACUACCUUUCCAAACAACCAACUGAUCGAUCCACAACCCAAUGAAACAUGCAGGCCAGACUUUUGAGUGUUAUGUAUUAUAAUUAUGACUGUUGCGUAUGUACAAAAUUAUAAAGUUUAAUUUGCAUGCAUAAUUAUUAUGACUGUACUUUCAACAACCCAAAAUCCUAACCCUGUCUGCCUGCUGCUGUAGAACAACAUAACUGACACACACAAAAAUAGAAGAAUAGAAGUCUACACAAUUGUAAUCAUUACCUUACACUAGCAUUCAAUAUUAUAUCUAAAGCAACUAUAACAGGUACACUAGCUAUUGUCCUUUCUUUCCUAACUUUGGCUUGUCCACAAACUCAGGUCCAUAGCGAUAGAGGUAGGCCAGAGUUGCAAACACAGCAAGACCCCAAAACAGAAUGUACAGCAGUUGAAACAAUGGGUUAGCUGCAAAAAAAAUUGCAAACAGUAGCCAAUUUUAUUAGCCCGUUAUCAGAAACUGACCAAUGACUUACUGCUUGGAAGAAUUAAAGUCAUAAAGAGCAUUGACAGUCCUAUCAGUAGAACGAUUGGAAGCUGAAACAGUAAAUUUUAAAUUAGAAACAAGUAAUUAAAGCAAUUAACCUCAUACAUUUCUAGCUGGACCUUAAAUAAAUAAUGGCCGCAGCCGGGGGUUGUAAAGUGUAGCAAUUUAAUCACCAACUUACAUGUAGGCAUGCUUUACGGUAGUGCUAGAAAAUGAAUGACAUUAUACAGUAGUACAUUAUACAGACUACUAAAGAAAUAGCAUACUUUUGUAUCGCACAAUUAAUGCGAGGCCUGUACAAUCGGCCAAGGUGUCAUACAGGGGAAGGGGGAUAUCCCCCCCCCCCCUAAUAUUUGCAUUAAGGUAUACUAUAUAGUUGCAUGACUGAGUGUCCAUAGCCACAUACUAACAUGGUAUUGAAAUAACAGUUGACCUUUUUUAGCAAAACUUUUCAAAAGCAUGCCUUAUUUCCCCCUUCUACUUUAAAAUCAUGUAUGACACCCUGAAUCCCCGCCGUGUUUAAUAGUUAUGUUUCGGAGCAUUGGCCAAGAAAAGCAUUAUUUUUUGCUCAGAGUCGCGUCGCUUUUAAUUAUUUCUAGCACUUUAAUACAGUAGAUGGACCUCUCAGGCUAUAGACUGGAGACCACACCUUUCUACCUAGUCUUAGGCCUAUAGUUUUAGGAUUGAAAUUGCCUAAAUUGGGCAGUUGUAUACAUGCAUACAUGUUGUAAAUUAGGACAUAAUUACAUAAUUUCAUGAAAAGCAAAAUGGGUCUGACAAAAAGCAAAGAUAACAAAGCGAAAUGGGUAGACAAUUUUGAAUAACAAGGGGCUUAUGAAGUUAUCUCUAAACAACCAAUGAUAUACACUUGAUGGUACAAUGCAUAGCAUACGGACUGGUUUGUGGGUACUUACAGUUUUGAACCUCCAAGAUCGUUCGACAUGCAGAGGAGAAGGUGUCACAAUUCCCUCCCAUCUGUCCACCUCGUGAUCACCCAGAAAAAGGUUAAUAGAGUCCUACAAUAAUAUAGAAAAAAGCUGUAAGUGGUCUAACUUCAGAAGAUUUCAGUGCAUACACAUUUUACCCAAUUUUCUAUUCUGCAAUAUCCUAAUAUCCUAAUGCUUUAUGAGAGCGGCUAUCGUGUUGCAUAUUUUUGUGUCUCAAUUAAUCCGAGAUUUGCAUUAAUUGCUGUACACUCCAGUCACUAAAAGCUAAUAAUAUAUCCUAUUGGAACCGCGACGAUUGAUCGAGCCCUUGAAUUAUAAUUUAGCAAUCACAGCUCACUGUAAAAAUGUUUUAUAGUGAGCACGCUAAUCUUCUCCAAGAAGGGUGGGCAUGAUUGAAAAGUGUGGUGCUAUUGGGAAUGCAGUCAAUGCAAUUCUUACUUGACGAAACCCAUCAUAGAAGUUGUUGUAAAAAUAGCGAAUUGCUGAAUUGUAUCCAUCCCUCAGCAUACCAGCAUAAGAUCUGCUACCUGUCCUGUUUGGUGAUGUUAAGUGCAUAGAAUGACAGGCAGGCAUCAUGUAGCACACAUUUGUACAGUAUGACACGUCAUUCACAUUACACAUGAUGGUACCUUGUGAAGUCUGUCUUCAAGGCCCCAGUACCAGCAUACUGCUUUGAGCACAUGUCAGCAUUGUCAGCCCAAACUACAUGUAUAUAGCAGCAUAAUACAGUGAAUAAGAAACUACCUGAGCAAAACUAUCUGAUUUUACCGUUCUUGAAUGUCUUUAGGAACUGUUCCUUCUUAUCCAAUGUUUCUUUGUUGCCCAAAACAGAAAGACGCUGUACAGCAAGUACAAGUACAGUUUUCAGCAUACUCUUAAAUAUAUAAAAAUUGUAUGUAGAAGUGACGAACACAUAACACAAUAACAGUAUGUCAUGUAAUCAUUAGUGGUCAACUGAACCUGUAGUUGUGAUUCUAAGCACUUUUGUGCUAGCAUGCUCUGCACCACAUUGGUACGAUCCAGACAGUCAAUGCAAUUGCUUCUGAAGACUCCUUGCUGCACACACACCACAGUCCCACUGGGGUCAGCCAUGUAGAACCUGAAAUAACCACAUUACAAAAUAACCAAAUUUGACGCAUUCAUUAAGUUAUACAUACCCAAAUUCCGUUAGUUUGGGCAGCAAUCGGUCAAUAAGAAUGGAUAGUCUAUGCCAUCGCAUUUUGCUACACUCCUUGUGAAAAUCAAAUGCAUCGUACCUGUAGCACAUGCAGAGAUUAAGCGAUUGUUUUACAGUGACACGUUACAGUCAUCAUGCAAUAAUCAUAUACAUCAUGUACAUGCAUGUACAUGUCACUUGUACCCUCAAUCCUAUUUUGUAAACUACAAGAAAUAAAUUUAACAUACGCUAUGAGGCAACUUGACAUCGAUUUGAUAAAUUUCCCAAAUGUAUCGCCAAGAUUCUUCUCAGACCCUUUUUGGUCAAUCUGGAUAAUCAGUAUUAUGUGCGGUACAACCAUAUACACACACAAUUUUCUUACAAAACUGGGCUACGUGUAGGGGACCAAAUCCCAAACAUCUAUACAUUAAUGAAUGCACAUGCAUGUACUUACCAAAUUGACAGCUACUUGCUGUCCAUAGUACACAAUCUGUUCAUCAAAAUGUUUCUGCAUUGCCUUUGCCUGCAAAACAAAUUUUUGCAUGAUUCUUUUGAGGGAAAACGAGUGUCUACAAGAAACAUAGUAGUGUGUACAUGUAUGUAUACACAAUACUGCUGCACUGUGCAUGCACAAUGAACACAAUUAUGUUUGUACAUGUACGAUUGACAUACAUGGUCUGCGGAUACAUCAACACAUGGAGUGGGCUUGUACUUGAGAGUUGGUUUCUGGGACCAGAACAGGGGAAUCGAUCCACGGGUCUACAAAACCAUUAUAAACAAAUCAUGCAUGUGCACAACUGUUUUACAUGUGCAUGUAGACCCAGGUGUUUUUGCAAGGCGGCUCAGUUUAAACUUCAUGUAGCUGCUUCAGCUGAAGUUUGAGCAUAGACGCUCUAGUUUCUACGUACACCUAAUUAGUGGCAGUGUGUGUACAAAUACAAUAAUACAUGUAUAUACCUGGAUGAAAGAAGUUUUGUUUCCAUUGUAAGAUACAAGCUGCUCAGUUUCUACGUAGUUAGCAACAUUUCCUUCAUCAUCAAGUCCUCUGACAUAGAAUCGAACUCCUGCAAAAAUGAGUUAUCAGAUUUUCACUUUCACUGUGAUUUGGCUGCAUUCUUGACCAGUAGCAUUGACACAGGACAUGAAUACAUACUAAUCACAAUGGACAAAAAUCAAUGGAAGAAUCUAACAAACAGGAAAUUUGCAUAACAUGGAUAAUGACUUACCAGCUCUUCGGACACUUCUUCUUGAGAUGAGAGUAAAGACAAAGGUCUUUGAGUUGACCUUGCACUGGCUGAUAGACACGUUGCCGACCAUGAUAGGCACAAUGAACCUCCUGAGCUCAGGCAUAACAACCAGGUCACGUAGUAGGUGCCCGUUCCACAAGAAUCGUUCAUCUGCCCUCUCAUGUAGUGGGAGAGUGGUAAACGUGCUGCCUUUGGUCUGGCAGUUAUGCUGCACUCGUUGUAGUGAAUUGGUGAGAUCGUGCCGGUAAGAAAAAUAAAAUCCAGGUGUUGCCAGGACUCUACGAAUCAUGGCCAGAUAAGCAUCAUUGUCUCUACCCUGCAAGAAGUAAACGUUUGCUACUUUGACACGAUUGUCUCUCUACUACUCAAAGUGACACGAAUGAUUGUUAUACUAGACCAUCCAUUUAUGAAUUGUUGUACUAAUUACUGGCUAGGUAGCAUCACUUGACCUGGUUGGACCUUCAAUCCCCAUAUAGCAGGUAAUUUUCCGUUCGAGCAAAUUUUUGUAUGAACUACAUGUAAGUUUAAUAUUUUGUAUUCCAAACAAUUAUUUGUACAGCUCAGAAUGGUGACGUAUUGCGCCAGAAUUAGGGAUGAUGCUCUACCUCCGCCACAUUUGAGGUUAAGCCGCCGCUACCAACUAGACUGCCGCCUCCUACUCCUUUUGGCACUACUCACCCCUCAUACAUGUACUUACCAGGAAUAUAAUCUGUACAGCAAUGUGUACUUUUAUGAACAGUAGAAUCAAGACUUUGUGCAACCGUUUAGUCAGUAGAGGAAGUACAAAAGACUACUGCUAUGUAAUAAUUAUAUCUACUCCAUGUAAGUCAAGUGGGCCUGUGUAGGCAUGCUGUAGCUUUUUUCCCUGCCAGGCUCUGCCCAGCUAGUGAUGGCCCACGUUCAUUUUCAAUUGUCUAUCACUUGCCUACCGUCUUAACAAGGCAGGCCUCCUUUUUCUUUGUCUCUUUCCUUCUUUUUUCUUUGUUCCUCCAAUUCGUACCAUAUUUUAUCUUAUUGAACUAUUGUGACAAGGAACAGAAAAAGGAGGCCUGCGAAGGAGGCUAGCUCUACUAUAUAACAAAUACAAACAUUUCUACAAAUAACCCACUAUACAGUAACAGAGAAGAUAACAACUUCGAAGACUUCGAAUCUAUAUAUUGUUACCUGUGGCUCUGAUAGGUGAAUGGUGGUUUUAGUGAACGGGAUGAUAUCAGUUUCCAUUACUUCGUACACCAUAGACCCAUCAAUGUUACCGACUGGUCGCCUCUUUACAGCCACAAUAAGGUAAGGACCUACAUGUACAGCAAAACAUUAGCUGUACUGUAUACUCCGACCGUAUAUUGGAUACAGCAUUCGGCCUCCUGCUAUAAUCUAUUACCAUUUUAAUGAGGAUCGAAGCUAUUGGGUAUACGUACAUAUUUAUUACAGUCAUAAGCACUUACCUGCCACCAAAUGAAUGAUACCCAUCAAUGCUACUAUCCUCCGCUUAUCAUGUCCAUUGAGCUUAAUGUCUCUCUUUGCUGUAUGAAAAAAUUGGUUACACAGUCAUCAAGAUUAGUGUUGAAUACCCGCCUCUAAGCUUUUUGCGUAGAGACGGGUAUUUGAGACUAUCGUAAAACCUCGAUUUAGGGCGACCCUCUAAAUAAGCGACACUUGGACAUUUCGCCCAUAAUAGCUUCAUUUUUUUGUGUACAUUAAAACUUUAGUUUUGCAAAAGGUAAAAGUGUUGCUUUAAAUCGAGUUUUUACUGUACAUCAAGAUUACCAAUUAGUUGCAGGUCAAAGUUCAGUCUGUCAAUCUCCAGUGCUUCGUCAGUGGAAGAAUUAACAGGAACCAGAAAGAAUUUUUCUUGACUGCUUAUCCUGAAUAGACAAAAAAAACAUAUCCACGAGCAAUAAUAGCAUGACUUUGUACCCACUAGGAAAAGACGUUUUCUAGUGUGCUUACAGUUCCAGUUCUUCAUGGAUUAGUGCUACAUCCAUUUUUCAGCUAUCAAAUCGCCGAAUGCAGCAGGUUAAAAUAAAAAGAUGUUCCAAACUUGAUUUUCAGCAUGUCAUGUGAAAAAUGGGGAGGGGUCGGUUGUUGUGUUGCUCACUUUAUGUCCACCCACGUGUACAUAAUCAUGUGUAGAUUCUGGAUUCAUUCUAGAGACAUUUCUAUGCUCUAUUUAUAUUAUCUAUGAUUGAAUGCAAUAAUGAAGCUGAGCAGGUUCUAUGUUUAUCCACCCAGUGUAAGACCUGUGAUUCAAUUGCUGAGAAUGAUCCACUCUAGUCAGCCUCACCUAGCUGGAGAAAAAUGGAGAUUGAGGAAUGGACUCUCUCGUAGUGGAAAUGAAUAUGGCCCUCUAGUAUCAAAACCAGAUUGGACGUACUGUGAUGGGCGGCCACAUCCAGAGGCUAAUGACACGAAACAGAAAGAGAAGUUUAUUCACAGUGAUAGGAUCAAACAGCUGUUACAAGAGACAGGUUUUAAGAUACCUAGCACUGAUAAUACUUGACUAUAGUUACUUGUUCAUUCCUAACCUCAAUUGAACAACAGUUUAGUUCAUUGCUCUACGUUAUUUUUGUUAAUUCAAUUUAAGCAAGAUUGAGUGACACGACAAAUUAACAAUUCCACUGCAUUUAGUGAUUGUUCUGAUUUCACAAACAUAAUUAUAUCAAGUUUGAAGAUCUGUGUUGAAUUCGA